CUUAAAGGAAGCUGCAUCUUGUAUAAAAAUCCAGUAAGACUCAGUGUCAAUAUAGUGAGAGUGUAAGUUCAUCGUCAAUUGUCAUCGGUUCGUGCGAUCGCAUAUCUUCAAUUCCAAAUCGCUUCAUCAUUUUCAGUGAAUCGAGUUCAUCUAAAAUUUCGUUUUAACGAUAGCAUAAAUUCUUAUUGGUGUGAAAGAAACCUGUUGAAGUUGACAAAUUUCCAAAAUGUCGGAGCCACUCGUCGUCGAAUCGGUGCACAUGUACGAAAAGGAGAAUGCCAAACUUCAUCACACGUUCAACUACGAAUUAGUACAUUUAGACCCACCGACAGCAGUUCUGAGAAGGGGCCAAACUUUUAAUCUUGCUGUGAGAUUCAAUCGAGAAUACGUGGACGAGUCUGAUAUCGUCAGAUUGCUGUUCAGUUUUGGACCAAAUCCAAACGUUUUGAGGGGCACCAGAGGAGUGAUCACCAUAACCAACAAAAAUAGUUACUUGACUGAUUUGGAAACAUGGAGUGUACGAAUGAUUGGUGUACAUGGAACGGAUUUGUCCGUGGAAGUGAGAAGUCCCAUCGAUAGUCCUGUUGGUUUGUGGCAGUUGAAUGUGGAGACCACCACCUUGGGCAGCAAGGCGGCUCCGAAUACCUUCAACUAUGAAAAGGAUAUUUAUCUGCUGUUUAAUCCGUGGUUGAAAGAGGAUGUAGUAUUCAUGGAAGAGGAACAACUUUUGGACGAAUAUGUCCUAAACGACGUUGGAAAGAUAUGGGUUGGCCCAUGGGGAAGUUCUCGAGGCAGAGAAUGGAUUUUCGGUCAAUUCGAUGUAUGUGUACUUCCUGCUUGUCAAUUGUUGCUAGAAAGAUCUGGCAUUAAAGCAACUUCCAGAGGAGAUCCUAUUAGGAUGUGCCGAGCUAUUUCGAGAAUCGUGAAUUCGAUCGACGACAGAGGUGUCAUAACCGGACGUUGGUUCGGCGGAUAUUGGGACGGUACCGCACCAUCCGCGUGGACCGGAAGCGUGCCAAUUCUAGAACAAUUCUUAGAAACCGGCGAGUCAGUGAAAUACGGACAAUGCUGGGUAUUCGCCGGUACUGUGACCACCAUAUGUCGUGCUCUCGGAAUACCAUCGAGGGUGGUGUCAAAUUUGGUAUCAGCUCACGACGCGAACGCCUCGCUUUCCAUCGAUUGUUAUUACGACAGAAACAACAAGGAGCUUGAAGAAGACCCUAAGAAUCCUAACGGUAAAGACUCGAUCUGGAAUUAUCAUGUGUGGAACGAUGUAUGGAUGGCCAGGCCAGAUUUGCCGAAAGGAUACGGAGGAUGGCAGGCCAUUGAUGCUACUCCUCAGGAACCUUCCGAGGGUGUUUAUCAGUGUGGACCAGCUUCCGUUGAAGCAAUUAGACAGGGGGCUGUUGGUUAUAAUUAUGACGUAACUUUCAUGUUAGCUUCGGUGAAUGCUGAUAUAAUGAGAUGGAAGGAAGAUCCAGAAAGUGAAUUGGGAUAUUCCAAAAUCGAUUGCAAUAAAUAUCACAUCGGUCGUAUGGUUCUAACGAAAGCACCUUGGAUUUACGAUCCGAAUGGCGACAGAGACAGAGAAAAUAUAACAUCAUUAUAUAAAGCGAAAGAAGGAACUGAAGCCGAGCGUUUGACACUGUACAGAGCAGUUCGCAGUACGGAAGUGGCCAAAAGAUUUUACUCUUUGCCUUCGCCAGGAAAAGAGGACGUGGAAUUCGAUCUCGUAGACCUGGAACGAGUGAAUAUCGGUCAUCCAUUUGCAGUAACCGUGAACAUAAAGAACAAAUCCAAUGAACCAAGAACCAUUCAAGCUGUUCUGUCUGCCGGUAGUGUUUACUAUAACGGGGUCAAGGCGAACCUGGUCAAGAGAGCAUCCGGUAACUUCGUACUUCAACCAAAUGCCACUGAACAGCUGAAGCUCACGAUCACAGUGGCCGAUUAUUUGGAUAAACUAGUAGAAUAUUGUAUUAUGAAACUAUACUGCAUUGCCACGGUCAAAGAAACUAGGCAAACAUGGGCCGAUGAGGAUGACUUCCAGGUGCUGAAGCCAAACAUUGCAAUUAAGAUCGACGGUGAACCAGUGGUAGGAAGUCCAUCAACGAUUUCGCUUCGCUUCAAAAAUCCGUUGAAGAGAAUGCUAACAGAGUGCAAAUUCAAUUAUGCUGGACCAGGACUCUCGAGGAACAAAACGUUGAUGUUCAGAGACGUCGAACCAGAAGAGGAUGUGUACGUGGAAUACCAGUUGGUUCCUCAGAAACCUGGACGACAGAAGAUUAUUGCUACUUUUACUUCGAAAGAACUCCUUGACAUCACAGGCUCCGCUGCCAUUGAUGUCCUCGACGAGAACGAGUGAAGUCCUUAAAUCUCACAAUUUCUCUAUCAACCGAAAUCCUUCUCACAUAAUUUUUAAAUCGUAACUCAAAGAA
Molecule: messenger RNA, 2435 nt
Organism: Megachile rotundata (alfalfa leafcutting bee)
Lineage: Eukaryota; Metazoa; Arthropoda; Insecta; Hymenoptera; Megachilidae
Product: hemocyte protein-glutamine gamma-glutamyltransferase-like
Biological process (GO): peptide cross-linking
Molecular function (GO): protein-glutamine gamma-glutamyltransferase activity
Source: RefSeq, a predicted model, not a curated record